Messenger RNA from Dictyostelium purpureum, 762 nucleotides. RefSeq lists its product as uncharacterized. Bases 1 to 762 code for a protein of 253 amino acids. The transcript has a single exon. Lineage: Eukaryota; Evosea; Eumycetozoa; Dictyosteliales; Dictyosteliaceae. The record is from RefSeq and is a predicted model, not a curated record.
AUGUGGAAAGAUAGUUAUUAUUUAAUUCAAAAUACCUCAAAUAGUAUCAAUAAAACAAAUUUAGAAAAUUCAUUCACAGCAACAGAUAUAAAUUUAAAUAUUCAUUAUUAUUAUUUAUUGGAUGUAAAUGGUCAAGUAAAUGUUGGUAUGAAUAAAUUUGAAUGUAUUGAACGUUAUGAAAUUGGCUACGAGUGUUACAAAUUUUCAAUCAAUUUAAUUCGAUUAAAUCAAAUCAAAGUACCAAUAUUAAAUUAUACUGAUAUUAUUGGAAUAUUAGGAUAUAAUGAUUCAAUAUUAAUAUGUGGUAAUCAUCCUUCAAAUAAUAGUUUAAUAGUAUAUAAAUACAACAUUACAACUGAAGAACAACAGUUUUUAUUUACAAAUAAUAUGAAAUUAACUCAUUUAAUUCAGCACCAAUUCGCAUCAAAUCAAAAUUGUCUAUUCUUUUCAAAUAAAUCAAAUUCAUCAAUUCUUUAUGAUAUAUUUAAUGAACGUAUCAUUUUAAAAAAUGAUAAAUUAAAUUUAAAUAUAUCGGAACAUUUAGAACAAGGUAAUGAAAGAACUAUCUACUAUUUUAUGCAUGAUGCUUCAAAUGAAAAAAAUAUACCACCAAUUAAUAGACCAGGCUAUUAUGGCCAACCAUUACCAACAGAAAAACAAUAUUAUAAUAAUAUAAUAACAAAUAAUUCAAAUUCUAUUUAUCAAUUAUCACCAGUAUUAAUUUUAUUAAUUUCAAUUUUUAUUUCAAUUUUAUUUUCCUAA